This is a messenger RNA of Anisakis simplex (herring worm), 195 nucleotides long. Lineage: Eukaryota; Metazoa; Nematoda; Chromadorea; Rhabditida; Anisakidae. The record is from the annotation of a GenBank genome assembly.
AUGCCCAACAUUUGUCAUUUGAGUUUCACCGCGAAUCGUAACACGUCGCCGAAUGAAUCGGUGGUGCCAAUCAAUAAUCCGUUCUCAUUGAAAUGCGGUGCUCGUGGCUAUCCGUAUCCUGAAAUCACGUGGACUAUUGACGAUCAACCAGUUGAGGAAGAACUUAAAGGGCGAUUCUCGAUUGGUUUAUUUUUU